GCAGGAUGGAAUCUAUGAUGACAUUCUUACAAAGUUUAAAGAUUGUAAAACAAACAAAAGUAGAAUCCAGAUGGUUGCACAGAUAGAUGGUGUAAAUAAACAUUUUGACAUUAUCCCUGAAAGUAAACAAAAGUCAUCUGAUACUUCUACUAGGUUUAGAAAUGAAGGAAAUACAUUCUUUCAGAAGGGAGAGUUUCAAAGAGCUCUGGAUAAAUAUAACCAAAGUGUAGUGUAUGCUCCUGCAUUGUGUCCUGAUGACCAUUCCAAGGACCAACAUAAAGGAGACAACUUAGAACUUUCCUAUGCCUUAGCUAACCGCUCGGCUGUCUUCUUUCAUCAGAAAAGUUAUGAUGAUUGUUUGAGUGAUAUUGACUUAGCUAUUCAGAAUGAAUAUCCUAAAUCUUUGAUUUAUAAAUUACAUGAAAGAAAAGCAAAGUGCUAUGUUGAAAAGAAAGAAAUACCAAAAGCUACUGAAUCAUUUCAAAAUGCACUCAACUCAUUGUCAGAUGCUGAACUUGAUGAAAAAAAAUCCCAAAAUAUCAAAAACUCAGUUGAAAAGUCGAUUGAAAAAUGCAAGAAAAAUGUAUCAAAUAAUGAUGGAAAGCCAGGAACCCAGUCUUUCCAGAAAUUUCAUGGUCCACUUCCAACCAUUGAGAAGAGAAGUAAAAUAUUCCCAUCUGCAUCAGAUGCAGUUGGGAUAACUGAGAACAAAGAAACAGAAUUUGGACUGGCUGCAACACGGGACAUUUAUGUUGGUGAAGUUCUAAUAAUAGAAAAGGGCUAUACAUCCAUUGUAUUACCAAAGUUUGAUACAAUCUAUUGCCAUCAUUGUUGUCAGCGAGUUGUGUCAGCUCAUCCUUGUCAUCACUGUAGUGAAGUUAUGUUCUGUAGUCACAUGUGUUACAAGGAAUCAUGGGAAGGAUAUCAUUCUAUAGAAUGUCCAUGUUUAGGAACAGUUAAGCAGGCCAAUUUAGGCCUUGGUUACUUGGCUUUUAAGAUGGUAGUGAAAGCAGGAUUAUCUUUAGUAAUGGAGUAUGAGAGACGAGAACAAGAGGAUGGAUGUAAGAGGUCUGUUGGCUUCAAUACUGAUGGUGUUUAUAAUUCUGAUGAUUACAACACUGUAUAUAGCUUAGUUAAUCAUAGUGAAAAACGUACAUCAGAAGAUCUGUUUAAGCGAAGUUUACAAGCAUGUUUUCUACUGAAAUGUCUAGAGAAGACAAGCUACUUUAAUGAAGAUGAGAGAAAAGUAUCAUUUGCUGACAAAUGUUACGUAGCUGGGCAUAUAUUACGACAUAUUAUGAUGCUACCAUGCAAUGCCCAUGAAGUAUCAGAACUUGCGCUGAAACCAGAAAGUUUGCCAGAAUCUGAAACCAAGGAGAUAGGGUCUGGAAUCUAUCCUAUACUCAGUCUUAUCAACCAUUCAUGUGACCCUAAUGUAGUGAGACACUCAUAUGGUGAUGUAUGUGUGGUCAGAGCAAUAAAGAAUAUUGAUGCUGGUGAAGAAAUAGCUGAUAAUUAUGGUGCUCUCUAUCCGUUAACUGUAUGUUCUGAAAGAAGAGAAAUAUUAAAACCACAGUACUAUUUUACAUGCAAUUGUAAAGCAUGCAGAGAAGAUUGGCCGUUGUAUUUCAACAUACCUGUUGAUGUACCCAAGUUCAGAUGUCAGAAAUGUAAUGGACCUGUGGUCAUUCCUCCUGACAAGAAGACAGAGAAUUCUGUUUGUCUUAAUUGUUCACAUGUUCAAGAUACAACAGAUGUUAUUGUCAAACUUCACCAGUCACAAGAUGAAUAUCAGAAUGUUCUACAACAAGUCCUAAUAGGAGAGAGACUACACGAAGCUCUGCCCAAGUUAGAAGCAUAUCUUCAGUUCCUAUAUAAAACUGUGUGUAUACCAUGGCAGGACUGUAACAAUUGUCAGGAAGCUAUUAAACAAUGCUAUGCUGUACAAGCAAGCUGCUUUAUUGCUAGCUGAAUUAACUAUUCAAUGUUAUUUGGUACCUUCAGCAACCCGGUGUAAAAAUAAUUACAAUUAGGAAAAUACAUUUGAUAUUGUGCAAUGGCAAAAGUAAAGAACAAACAUUUUUAUACGACCGCAAAAAAAUUUUGCGGUCGUAUAUUGGUAUGACGUUGGCGUCGUCGUCGUCUGAAGACACAUUGUUUUUUGCACUUUAACUUUAAUUUAAGUGAAUGGAUCUCUAUGAAAUUUUACCAUAAGUUUCAAUACCAAAAAAGGAAGGUUGGGAUUGAUUUUGGGGGUUAUGGUACCAACAGUUAAGGAAUUAGGGGCCAAAAAUAAGCAUUUUUGUAACUUCCAGACAUAACUUGUGUAUUAGUGUAUGGAUCUCUCUGACAUUGUACCACAAGGUACCAUACCACAAAGGGAAGGCUGGGACUGAUUUUGGGAGUAAUUGCCUCAAAAUUUUAGGAAUUAGGGGCCAAAAAGGGGCAAAAAAACAAGCAUUUUUCUAGUUUCAGGACAAUAACGUGUGUGUAAGUGUAUGGAUCUUUAUGAAAUUGUACUACAAAGUUCCAUAUCACAAAGGGAAAGCUGGGUUUGAGUUUGGGGGUAGUUGCCCUAAACGUUUAGGAAUUUGGGGCCAAAAAACAAGCAUUUUUCUAGUUUCCAGACAAUAACUUGUGUUCAAGUGUACGGAUCUCUCUGAAAUUGUACUACAAGGUACCAUACCUCAAAGGGAAGGCUAGGAUUGAGUUUGGGGUGAUGAAUCAUAAGGGGGUUCAAAAAAAUUUGAGGGGGGAUUUUUUUUUUCCUUUUUUUUCUUUAAAAUUUUCCAUUUUAAAUUGGUUAUUUCUGAUUUAUAUAAACAUGUACAUGUAAAAGCAAAUAAUAAUGAUAUGGUUUGAAUAGGUAAAUUAAAACUUUUUAAGGUCUUA
Molecule: messenger RNA, 2892 nt
Organism: Mytilus californianus (California mussel)
Lineage: Eukaryota; Metazoa; Mollusca; Bivalvia; Mytilida; Mytilidae
Product: SET and MYND domain-containing protein 4-like
Exons: 1
Coding region: 71-1972 (633 amino acids)
Molecular function (GO): protein binding
Source: RefSeq, a predicted model, not a curated record